Musca vetustissima is the source of this 1118-nucleotide messenger RNA. Its product is annotated as ETS-like protein pointed. The record is from RefSeq and is a predicted model, not a curated record. Gene Ontology annotation, molecular function: sequence-specific DNA binding; DNA-binding transcription factor activity, RNA polymerase II-specific. The annotation marks the transcript as partial. NCBI's taxonomy places the organism in Eukaryota, Metazoa, Arthropoda, Insecta, Diptera, Muscidae. Gene Ontology annotation, cellular component: nucleus. Gene Ontology annotation, biological process: cell differentiation; regulation of transcription by RNA polymerase II. The transcript is spliced from 3 exons.
GUUAUGGCUCAUCAACCCACGAUCGUAAUAAUAGCCCGCCACCACAACAACAACAGCAACAACAAAAUGCUGUACAAAACUCAAUGCUGCCACCCGCUCAUGCAAACCAACAACAACAAAAUGCCACAACGGCUGCCCAACCCAGCAGCCUAUCGCCCAAUAGUGCUAAUAGUAAUACUAACAACAACAAUAAUAACAACAACACUGGUGCCAAUCUCAACUACAUGCAAAUGUCGAUGCGUAAUUCAGCUGUUGCCGCUGCCGCCUUCUACAAUCAACAUCAAAUGAAGGAGGAACCCGGUACCCAAACAGCCUAUGGUAAUCUCGCUGGCUCGAAUUCCGCCAAUGAUCCCACCGAUCUCACAACACAAUUUGGCCUAUCGCCUGCCCAUUUGGCCAAUGCCAAUGCUGUGGCAGCAGCCGCCGCUGCUGCUUCUUCUGGUUACGAUGAUAGUGAUUAUCACAGUACCACCAUGUCGUCACAGGAUCAUCAAGGCCAGGCCACCAACAAUUAUUUAGAUAACAAUCCCGCCGAUUUUUAUGGUCUAAAUGUUGAACAGAAAUACAAUGCCUAUGGCCGUUCAAGAUUUCAUGAUGCCUAUUCACCGGAAUUUUCACCCUAUGAUACACCCCAAUUUCCCAGUAUGGCAGCACAGGCCGAUCAAUGGGCCAGCCAUCAUGGAGCUCAACAUCCAGCUGCUUAUCUCUCGUCCAUGUGUUUGGAUAAGGCUUUAUUAGGUGGCUAUUCCACACAGGGUGGUGUACCAUGUUUCCAAGGCUCGGGACCCAUUCAGCUAUGGCAAUUCUUAUUGGAAUUGCUGAUGGAUAAGACAUGUCAGGGAUUCAUUUCGUGGACCGGUGAUGGUUGGGAAUUUAAAUUAACCGAUCCAGAUGAGGUUGCCCGCCGUUGGGGUAUACGCAAAAAUAAACCAAAAAUGAAUUAUGAAAAGCUAAGCCGAGGCCUACGUUAUUAUUAUGAUAAAAAUAUUAUUCACAAAACAGCGGGUAAACGUUAUGUUUAUCGUUUCGUUUGUGAUCUGCAAGGUUUAAUUGGUUGUUCACCCGAAGAAUUGUGUGCUAAAUAUGACCUCAAAACCGAAAAGAAGGAUGAUGAUUAA